Molecule: messenger RNA, 264 nt
Organism: Brassicogethes aeneus
Lineage: Eukaryota; Metazoa; Arthropoda; Insecta; Coleoptera; Nitidulidae
Source: the annotation of a GenBank genome assembly
AUGGGCCAGAAAAAUUGUAGCAAUGUAGCUAAUUUAAGUAAAAAAUUAAAAGUAUACAUUAAUCCUUUCGAUUUUACUCUUGAUAAAGACAAAUUAUUUAAUAUUACAACUGGAGAAGCUGCUUCAUCACAAAUUACAGAAUUUCUUCUAAAUAUCGAGCAUAAUGGAAAUGUCGCAGGGGAUGAGAGUGAUAUUAUGGACGAAGAAUCUGAACUUGAAUCUGAAGAUAGUGUGUCUGAUGACACUGAUUCAGAAAAUAAUUAG